This is a messenger RNA of Carassius auratus (goldfish), 2672 nucleotides long. Its product is annotated as zinc finger protein 501-like. Gene Ontology annotation, biological process: regulation of transcription by RNA polymerase II. Gene Ontology annotation, cellular component: nucleus. Gene Ontology annotation, molecular function: RNA polymerase II transcription regulatory region sequence-specific DNA binding; DNA-binding transcription factor activity, RNA polymerase II-specific. Bases 251 to 1810 code for a protein of 519 amino acids. The transcript is spliced from 2 exons. Lineage: Eukaryota; Metazoa; Chordata; Actinopteri; Cypriniformes; Cyprinidae. The record is from RefSeq and is a predicted model, not a curated record.
GAGAAUAAAAGACGAGGAACCAGAAACUUUGAGAAUAAAACACGAGGAACAAGGAGAGUUCAUUGAAGAAAAAGAGGAAAAUGAAGAAUCAAGUGAAGUUGAGGAGAAAAAUCGUGUCAAAACUGGUGGAAAACCUUUGAUUUGCUCUCAAACCAAACAGACAUAUUUAAAGAAAAAAAGAGUUAAGAAAUCUUUCACCUGCACUCAGUGUGGAAAGAGUUUCACAUUUAAAUCAAAUCUUAAACGUCACAUGAGAGUUCAUACUGGAGAGAAACCAUUCACUUGCAAUCAAUGCAGGAAGAGCUUCACACAUCAACUAAGUCUUAAGUGUCACAUGAGAGUUCAUACUGGAGAGAAACCAUUCACUUGCGAUCAGUGCGGGAAGAGUUUCACACAUAAAUCAAAUCUUAAGUGUCACAUGAGAGUUCAUACUGGAGAGAAACCAUUCACUUGCGAUCAGUGCGGGAAGAGUUUCACACAAUCAUCAAACUUUAAGGAUCACAUGAAAAUCCACACUGGAGAGAAGCAGCAUGCAUGUGAUCAAUGCAGUAAAAAGUUUUUAUGGGCUUCACUUCUGAAGAAACACUUGAAAGCUCAUGCAAAGAAGCAGCCACAUUCAUGUCAUUUGUGUGGUAAGAGUUUUUUGCUUCUACAAAGUUUGAAAGAACAUCAGAAAAUACAUACUGGUGUGAGAGAGUACAUGUGCGUUGAGUGUGAAAAGACUUUUAGGUCAGAGAGCAGUUUAAAACUGCAUGAGAGGAUUCACACUGGAGAGAAACCUUAUGAGUGUUCACACUGUGGAAUGAGAUUCAGUGUGUCAUCGACUCUGAAAACACAUGAUAGGAUUCACACUGGAGAAAAACCUUACAAGUGUUCACACUGUGACAAGAGAUUCAGUGUGUCAUCGAGUCUAAAAACACAUGAGAGGAUCCACACUGGAGAGAAACCUUACAAGUGUUCACACUGUGACGAGAGAUUCAGUCGUUCAUCAAAUCUGAGAGCACAUGAGAGGAUUCACACUGGAAAGAAACCUUACAAGUGUUCACACUGUGACGAGAAAUUCAGUCAUCCAUCACGUCUGAAAACACAUGAGAGGAUUCACACUGGAAAGAAACCUUACAAGUGUUCACACUGUAACAAGAGAUUCAGUCAGUCAUCAAAUCUGAAAACACACGAGAGGAUUCACACUGGAGAGAAACCUUACAAGUGUUCACACUGUGACGAGAAAUUCCGUCAUUUAGCACAUCUGAAAAGACAUGAGAGGAUUCACACUGGAGAGAAACCUUAUAAGUGUUCACACUGUGACAAGAGAUUCAACAAUUUAUUAUGUCUGAAAAGACAUGAGAGGGUUCACACUGGAGAGAAACCUUACAAGUGUUCACACUGUGACAAGAAAUUCAGUCAGUCAUCAAGUCUGAAAAAACAUGAGAGGAUUCACGCUGGAGAGAAACCUUACAAGUGUUCACACUGUGACAAGAGAUUUAGUCAGUCAUCAAAUCUGAAAACACAUGAGAGGAUUCACACUGGAGAGAAACCUUACAAGUGUUCACACUGUGACAAGAGAUUCGGUGUGUCAUCGAGUCUGAAAACACAUGAGAGGAUCCACACUGGAGAGAAACCUUACAAGUGUUCACACUGUGAUGAGAGAUUCAGUCGUUCAUCAAAUCUGAAAACCCAUGAGAGGAUUCACCCAGGAGAGAAAGCACAUAAACGCAAUGCACAUGGGACGUGUUCCAUUAAGUCUUCUGUUAUACACAGUCAAACAAAAACCAACCACAGUAAGGCCCUGUACAGGCGGAGACGCAUUUAGCUGUAUAUGUAAAUAUUUUGUAUGGUAUACGUGUUUCGUCCAGACGGAUCCAGCAUUCGGGGCAGUGAAAACCCAAUUUUUUAAAAAAACCAGAGUGGAUAAAUCUGAAAAUGACACCUUUGUGUUUUUGUGUACUGCCAAUCCACAUAUUUUGUGAAACAAUGAUGUCAUCACCCCACAUCUCGACCAUAGUCAGACACCACUACGUCAUUUAACACCAACAACAAUAAAGGACUACAUGUUUGUGCUCAUGCUGCAGAAGCUACUGAGCCUGUAAGCUUGACUAAACUUACUAGUAGAGCAGCACGAUAUUGAAAAAAAAAAACUCACAUCGCGAUAAUUUUUCUCAGCGAUGUAUGUUGCGAUAUGGAAAAAAAGUAUCACCAGAUGACUUGAACAGCUCUAUUUGGAAAUAAAUAAAUAAAUGGGGUGAUUUUAUAGGUGAAUAAAUCAACUAAGAAAAUAAGCAAAUUACAAUAAUUGAUAAAUAUAAUAGAAAAAGGAUACAAAUGAAAUAAAAAUAAAUGCUUUAUUUUCUUCAGGUAAGUCGAACUGUUACUGUCGGUUACAGUUAAGUUUACUACGUUACUGCUGCGUUACAUUGCUGACAGAAUGCAGUGUUUAUAAUCUAGAGAUUGUAAAGAGGAUGUAGCACACGCACUGUCAAGUCAAGUGCCAGUGGAUUACAGACUUGCUCCCGCGAGACCCGAUGCAACAGAGCGGCGCGGGACAAGACUCGCGUGUGUGCAGGAUGCAGGAAAACAAAAUGAUAUAUGGGACUCCCAAAAAGUAGAAAUAUCUAAACAUAAAAUAUCUAAAACAAAUAAAUUGUUAUUCAUCUAUUGCUCAAAAGCAAAAUGAA